AUGCGUCGCUGCUGGCAGACUCCGAGGCAUUCCCUCCUCCGCUCGCUGGCCGGCCGUAUAGGACAGGAUGGAUGGAGGCCCCCUCUCCCACCGUUCCCCGCACCAGGUAAGCUCAGGCAGUCGGAGCCGUCGAGAGGGAAUCACCAGCGAUGGCAUCCCGCGCUGUGGCCAAGCCGGUGAUGGGCUUCCUUCCCCAGAUCAGUCGACGCUGCUGCCAGUCCCGCCCGACGACCGCGACUAAGGAAGUGCCGCCCGGGACGCGGCCACGUGGCCCACGGGCAGUUCGACGUGAGCAGCACAGCGGCGGCAGGUGAGGAAGAAGAGCGAGGGAUCCGGCCGGACUUCGUCUGCGGGCCCAGGAGAGUUCUAUUUCAGAGCAGCAGAGGAGCCUCUGGUUGCCUCCACCCUAACCAUGGAGCUUGGCCCCACCAGCCAUGAACCUCCGAGACCCCAAUCUCAAAAGGGCUCCGAUCUCUCCCCUGCAGAGGUUUUUGCCUAUGACGAGAGGGACUUUGUGCUGAGUGGAGUAGAGUGGCAGGAAAACAGAGGGAAUCGUGGACCCCCUGGCCACACCAUGUCCCGCUUUGACAGAGUUCUUCAGUCAGGCUGGAAGGACAGACAGAACCGGGGACUCUUCCGCUACUACUUGAAGGAGCUGCAUACUCGGAUCCUGCCAGGGAUGGUAGGAUUUGUGGCCCAGCUGAACAUCCAAAGGGGGUCAGAGAGGAGGAGACCCCAGGAGAUCCAAAGCAUCCAGCAGAGAUUUGAUCCCCAGCAGUUCAACUUUAGCAAGAUCCAGCCUGAGGAGAUUCUCUUUGGCAUGUCCAGGGGCCAGACUUCCUCCAGGCCCUGCUUGGCGGGUGCUCAGAUUCCGCCUGGCUCUGCCUUUGUCCUUGUAGUGAUCAAUGUCAGCCCUUUGGAGUUUGGGCACAUCCUUCUCAUCCCUGAUCCCACACUCUCAUUGCCACAGAUCCUUACCCCACAGGUCGUCUGCUUUGGCCUGGAUGCUGUCCUCCUCAGUGGCCACCCUGGUUUCCGUGUGGGUUUCAACAGCCUUGGGGCCUUUGCCUCAGUCAACCACUUGCACCUGCAUGGCUUUUACUUGAACUGGGAGCUGCUGGUUGAAUCAGCCCCCUGUGAGCCUCUCCUGCCCGAAGCAAACUUCUAUCUGUUGCAGGAGGUCCCAGUUCCCUGCUUCGUCUUCUAUAGUGAAGGGCAGCAGUUAGAGGAGCUGGCACAGCGUGUUUGCCAGGUCACCAACUAUCUGGUAAAGAAGGAGAUCGCUCACAACCUGUUCAUAACCAGGGGUGCUAAACCAGAGGGGCCUGUCCACUCAAGAGCCCGACCUGGAAUCCGGAUCAUAGUCUGGGCCAGGAAAUCCUGUUUUGGUACCAAAGAAGAGUCUGCGUUCAAUGUGGCUCUCUGCGAACUGGCAGGGCACCUGCCCAUCAAAACUGCCCAGGAUUUUGAGAGUCUCACAGAAGCACUGGCCAUUCACACCCUUCAGAAAUGUAUCCUCCCAGACUCUCUGUUUUCCCAGCUCCAGUGUGAGCUGGUGGCCCUCCUCAAAGAGUGACGUCACAAGGAUGGUUGUGCUUCUGGAAAUUCUGCUAAUGUGUGCCUGUUCAGUAAGGAGGGGAGAGAGACCUCGUUUACCUGCAAAUGCCAUGGUAGGAGGACAUGCAAAAUUGCUGGUCAAUAAAGCAUAAAUUCAACUGAA
Molecule: messenger RNA, 1720 nt
Organism: Podarcis raffonei (Aeolian wall lizard)
Lineage: Eukaryota; Metazoa; Chordata; Lepidosauria; Squamata; Lacertidae
Gene: GDPGP1
Product: GDP-D-glucose phosphorylase 1
Exons: 2
Coding region: 413-1576 (387 amino acids)
Biological process (GO): glucose metabolic process
Cellular component (GO): cytoplasm
Molecular function (GO): GDP-D-glucose phosphorylase activity
Source: RefSeq, a predicted model, not a curated record